Molecule: messenger RNA, 4176 nt
Organism: Athalia rosae (coleseed sawfly)
Lineage: Eukaryota; Metazoa; Arthropoda; Insecta; Hymenoptera; Athaliidae
Product: deoxyribodipyrimidine photo-lyase
Exons: 7
Coding region: 886-2403 (505 amino acids)
Biological process (GO): photoreactive repair
Molecular function (GO): deoxyribodipyrimidine photo-lyase activity
Source: RefSeq, a predicted model, not a curated record
AGAAUUGCUAUUCCCUCAAAAUAAAAGCUAUACGGACUAAUCGUAUAAAUUCGAAGAAAUACUAUAUUGGAAGCUUUGCGCAAGCAUUUUGUAGCUCUAUGUCUUACUCUACCAGGAUAUUAAAUGAAUACAUGUGUACAUUAGCAGUUAUAGUCAGUUAAUGUGCGCGCAAGCACAUAUUAUAGGUAUAGAUAUACCUAUUCACACAUACCACAUAAUUAUACCUGGACAUGUAUAUAUAAUGUACGAAAUCAAAUGAUCGGUAAGAUGGGUAUUUUAUUUUGGGAUCUGAUCCGGAACCAUCACAGGGCAAUUAAAAAAUCUCUACUUGUAAACGAGUAUUUAUACAGAGGACUAGACGUUGAGCAUCGUGAGAUGUGUGUAUCAAAGAUGCACACUAAAUCACCAGCGAGUACAACAAUAGUGUGACAGGUCUAAUUGUUGGAUUCAAUUUUUUUUUUAUCCUAAUCGAUAAGAAAGUGUGAAUCAUGGGUAUUAAAAGGAUCGUACUUUAUUUGUAAAGGUAUAAUAUACUCAUGCAUGAACUUUAGAUUUGGCGAUGAAUGUUUGAAUUCAUCUGAACAAGUCAUAGUGCUUUCUUUUUACACGAGUGCUUUCCCCACUCGGAAUGCCAGUAGUCGUCAGUAGUUCGAUUUGUGCACCUCGAAAAAUAUACAAAGAUUGUGAUCAUUUUGAAUUAUUUAAAACGUGCUGGUGAGAUGUUCAUUGCUACGAAAUAAAGAUAUGAAGAAAGACAUCAAAAUAUCUCGCAGAAAAUACAUUCCGUCUUUUACCGCAAAUGUAAACGUAAAAUUGAGCGAAAACUUUUGAUAUGAAAUAUUGUUCGUAACGUUUAAAAGUACAAAGUUGUAUGUGAUAAAAUAUAUGACAAAUAAAGCAUUAUCUGGAAUUUUAAUAAAAAUGGACAAAUUUGUUGCAAAGCGCCCAAAGCUCUCUAAUUUUGUAAAUGCAUUAGAAGAAGACAGAAAGAAAACUGCCGAAUCUAUAACGACGUUUAAAUUUAAUAAAAGAAGAGUGAAGAUCCUAACCGAUCUAGACAAAGUCAGAGAUAAAUCCAAUGGCAUUGUUUACUGGAUGUUCAGAGAUUCCAGAGUACAAGAUAACUGGGCGUUUUUAUUUGCUCAAAAAAUCGCUAUAAAAAAUGCUGUACCUCUUCAUAUCUGUUUUUCUGUGCUGCCAAAAUUUUUGGAUGCUACAAUACGACAUUUUAAGUUUCUUCUGAAGGGUUUGGAACAAGUUGAAGCGGAAUGUAACAAUCUCAACAUCAAUUUUCACCUCUUGCUUGGCGAGCCUAAUGUUGAAAUUUUGAAAUUUGUUACAAAGUAUAACAUGGGAGCAGUUAUUACAGAUUUUUUUCCAUUAAGAGUACAUCUUUCUUGGGUUGAAGAUUUGAAGAAAAAAUUACCAAAAGAUGUUCCAAUUUGCCAAGUAGACGCCCACAAUAUUGUACCCUGUUGGGAAGCUUCGGAUAAACUGGAAUAUUCUGCACGAACAAUACGGAACAAAAUCAACUCAAAACUGUCUGAGUAUUUAACACCAUUCCCACCUGUUAUCAAACAUCCUCAUAUUACAAAGCUGAAAUUUGUUGAUAAUGAUUGGAAGAAUGUCUGGAAACACAUUAAAGUUGAUGAAACUGUAAAAGAAAUAACCUGGGCUCAACCAGGUUACGAGGGAGGGAUACUAGAACUUGAAAGUUUCAUAGAAAAACGUCUGAAAAUAUAUGAAAGUAAACGAAACGAUCCUUUAGGCAAUGCUUUGAGCAAUCUAUCACCGUGGUUCCACUUUGGCAUGAUAUCUGUUCAGCGUUGUAUUUUGGAGGUAUCAAAAUAUAAAAAAACACAUACUAAAUCGGUUGAAAGCUUUAUGGAGGAAGCCAUUGUCAGAAGAGAACUGAGUGAUAAUUUCUGCUUUUAUAACGAACAUUAUGAUUCUCUGAAAGGCGCUAAGCAGUGGGCUCUGGACACUUUGGAUAAACAUCGUGAGGACAAACGUGAAUAUUUAUACACGUUGAAGGAAUUCGAAAAAUCUAUGACUCAUGAUGACUUAUGGAAUUCAGCACAAAUUCAGUUGGUACAGGAAGGAAAAAUGCAUGGUUUUUUGAGAAUGUAUUGGGCAAAAAAGAUUCUAGAGUGGACCAGUACACCUGAACAAGCACUUGAAUGGUCGAUAUAUCUAAAUGAUAAAUAUAGCAUGGAUGGCAGGGAUCCAAGUGGAUACGUUGGAUGUAUGUGGUCAAUAUGUGGUAUUCAUGACCAGGGCUGGGCAGAGAGAAGUAUUUUUGGUAAAAUACGCUACAUGAACUACAAAGGGUGUCAACGGAAGUUUGACGUAAAAGCAUUCGUUGCCAGAUGGGGUGGUAAAGUACAUAACAAGAAAAAAUAAAUUAGAAAACACGAUAAACAUAUCGUAAUUUUUGGUAUUCAACCAGUGUUCUGAAAUAGUUUGACAAAACGAGUACAAAUCUACAUAUUUUUUUUCAAUUCAACUUUUUAAAGAACAUGCGGUCAUAUUUCGGGAUUUGAUAUCCUUGGCACAAUAACCGAACCAUGGAACAUUAUGCCAUUUUUAAAUGAACUAGAAGUUCAUUGCUGGUAGCAUUAUGUGAACUGUUAAAUGAUACUAUAAUUCCCCACAAAUUUAGAGCAUUCAUUCGCUGGUAAUAUUCUGAAAUAUGUAUCGCCUUGUGCAAAGACUACAUAAGGUGCCAAUAGCAUGUCUAGAUCUAUUUUUCUUUCUGCAGAUCUGCCAGUUUUUAAUAACCAUCCUAAAUUUUUUACCGAAAUACUCUCUGAACAUUUCUUAUUCACAUCUUUUUUGUUGGAAGUAUUCGAACCUUCACUGUAUUCAUUAUUAACGUAAAUUUUAUGUGUUUGCUUUUCAUACGUGCUGUCAUACUGUUUUCGUGAGUUAUUUUUGAUUGUUUCAUUAGUAUCGUUGAAGCUAUUUGUUCUCCUACUCCUUCUGCUAUUCCACCAGCGCUUGCUUUUUCCUUCAAAAUUUGAAUCGUCUACGUCUGGCAUAUUCUUGUGGAUUUCAUGACCUUUCUUCUUUCCCAUUUUCACUUUGAUACUAUUUGCAACUUGGUCAGCAUUAUGUUUGUAGUUAUCUUCUUUGCCCUUCGAUUCCAUUUUAUCGUUCCACUUGUUUUUAAUAUCACUAUUAGUAGUUCCUAGUUCGUAUCUAACUUUGCUUGAUCUUUUCAUGCUACUGACAUCGUCUUUAUUGUAUUUGCUUACUUCUAUCCUUUUUUUGAGUUUAAUUUUAUUAUUUGAAUCUAGGUCAUGAUUUUCAUCAUCGGAUUUGUAGAUUUUACUGAACGAUCCCUCGAGUUUUUCAUUAUCAACAGCUUCGAAUUCCGUAUUGUCUGCUUUGACAUAUUUGUUACCUCUGCUUGAUUUCACAUCACCGCUACCAUACUCUUUAUCUUCUCCAUCAAUAUUUUGGCCAUUCUUCAAUCUCUUAGAUUUUUUAUUGUUUUUCAAACUUUCUGCUCCAAUGGCUGGAAGAAAGUAAACAAAGCCAAGUGAUCGAAAGUAAAUCUACCUUGAAGUUCUAGCUAAAGUAAAAUCAACAGGUUUAUCACACCUUUCAUCGUUUGAGUCUUGUCAUCUUUAUCGAUAGUUUUGUCACCCAAGUUCUUAUCAAUUGUUGCUGGAAGUUGCUCAAUAGUCAUAAAUCCCUGCGUCUUGCAUUUUGCCAUAUCGAAAUACAGGAUAUCAUCUCGUUUUUUUGAUCUCGAUUUACCUUAACCAAUACCCCAGAUUUCUUUAUUUUUAUACGUCGUUUGAAGAAUUUAAAUAUGAAAAAUUUUUGUAGUAUUUAUCCAUAGUCACAUCUAUCUUAAGAUACUAGAAGUAAUUGACUUACUUCCGUGUGUGAUCAUAUUUAUAUUAAUUAUGCAGUAUAUGAUAGUGAGGGCUUGGAAUCUCGUACAAAAGUUACCAUAUAAAAAUAAAAGAUAUGUUAAAAGUGUUUAACUGUAUCCACAUUGUACAAUAUUGUUACCAAACGUUAUUUUUUUACUUGUUCUUCACAAUUGUAGUGCCUGCUUCAUUUAAAUUAUUGUUAUCUAAUCUUACGUGUACAUGAAACAGCUAUGUCGUCUCAAAUGAACCAUUGUUACGGCAUUAUCCAAAUACAUUUCUUACCUUUUGA